Molecule: messenger RNA, 2061 nt
Organism: Prosopis cineraria
Lineage: Eukaryota; Viridiplantae; Streptophyta; Magnoliopsida; Fabales; Fabaceae
Product: importin subunit beta-3-like
Exons: 5
Coding region: 1-2061 (686 amino acids)
Biological process (GO): protein import into nucleus
Cellular component (GO): nucleus; cytoplasm
Molecular function (GO): nuclear import signal receptor activity
Source: RefSeq, a predicted model, not a curated record
AUGCCGUCCAAUUCUGGUAGUAAACGUCCCCCACGGCCGCCGUCUCCACCACCACCUCCUCCUCGUCGUGUGAGUCGUCGACGCAAAAAAGUAUCAGAGUCAGAGGAAGUCUCACAAGAAACAGAGUCAGAGGAAGUCAAUUUAUUCAGAAAAAAGUACCAGCGUAGACACGGGAAAGAUAUAUAUGAAGUGCCAGAUGAGGUUCCUCCUGAGUCGAGUAAAGAAGCCAAGAGAAGGCGCAACUUGGUCCAAGAUCAUCAAGAACUCAGUAAAGCUGAGAAAGAUGAGCUCCAAUCCGCGGCCGUUGAGCUUUUCCUUUCCAAUAAUCCGACGCGCUUUCUAUCUCUCGUCUGCGACUUCGCUAGCUCGUCCGUUUUUCAUCAGAACCCACAAUCACAAGUUAAGGCCCUCUGGAAUUUCUUUGCCCAUCAAUACCCAAAUGCUUUAUCUCUCAUGCUCGCUCGCCUCCUCAACUCGCGUCUUCCCUCUAAUACCGUAAUGUACACCGUUGAUCUGCUUCACCUCACUAUAAAUCGGAUUCACGGUCAAGAUCGGUUUAUAAUUGAUAAACGUGUCCUUUUCCAUCUCAAACCCCUGCUUCUUAACGUUAUUCAGAACCACGAAUCAAUACCGAACCUGCUUAAUUUAUCUGAAAUAGCUGCCAGGAUAUUUGAAAUCGAGAGGUGGGGUGAACUUCUUGACUAUCUUUUACACGCCCUUGACACGAACUUCGAAACGAGGCAAGAAAUGGCACUCAGAGUGCUAUCGACUUUGCCAGAGUCGAGGGAAGAGUGUCUCGGGGCAUACAAAUUUUGGUGGGCCAACCAUAAGUCGCUUAACGUUAGAUUCGGCGAGCUAUUUGAUUCCCCCAAUCUCAACAUCCAGGCUCUGACAUUCGAUUCCUCUAUUAAAUUGGUACGCCUGCUGCACCGGUGGAGGUUUUACAGCGAAAUCGACGUCCUAUUACCAAAGAUGAUUUCCUUCCUGCGAGCAAUUCACGGCGACGGUCAAACCCGUAUUGUGGAACCAAGAAUAAUGGAUUUGGUGGAAUUAGCCAGUUAUUACACGGACCCUUUUUUGACGCAACUUGAUGUUGUCUUGGACUGCAUGUUCCGAAUUGCGGUGACUGCAGAUGACAACACUUUUCUCACGUUGCAGGCGAUUAAAAUUAUUAAGAUGGUCGAUGACCAGGCUGUGGACCGGGUUUCAGAGUUUCUUGUUAAACUUUCUGAGGAGGCUAAACGCAGUAUUUUCAAGAAUUGCGUGCGCUUGCUGGUUUGUAUUGCAGACGUUCCUGCUUGGUAUGAUGUGGACAUGACUUCGAGUGAAUAUAUGGGGAUCUCAGAGAAGUACAUCCUAGGAAAGUUCUUACUCUUCCGGCUCUGCUGGGAUUCACACGAAGACAUGCUACUUUCCUUUGGAAUUGAGUUGAUACCACAGUAUUUGAAUUCUGAAGAUUGGCAGACACGUCAUGCAGGAUUGGUUGCCUUUGCUGAAACUGGAAGCGCAUGUAGCCCCGCGAUGAUACGUGACCAUGCUGAGAGAGUGCUAGAGAUUUCGCUGACUGAUCCCCACCCUCGCGUUCUGUGGGCUGCCAUUGAAGUAAUUAGAUGUUUAACUACAGACUCUGAUCAAGAGCAUGUCCGAUAUCUAAAUAACUUCGUCCCUAGACUAGUCACCAUAAUUAGAUCAGCUUCCAUUUAUCCACGUAUUCAGUUGCAUGCUGCUACAGUAGUUCGUCGCUUGAUUAACAAUUGCGGCGAUGAAGAAGUGAAGUCAUUCGCGGAAUGUUUGGAGCCUGAAUUGCUAAAAUUUGUUAAGCAAGGCGGGGUGUUCCGUGAAGAAGCUAUUGAAACACUGAAAUUAUUGGCAGCAUCAUUUCCGGUCAUUUUUCGAAGGCACUAUCAGGAAACAAUGGAUUCGCUGAGAGACCUUGUGUCUCAAUCCUUGUUUGGGGCACAAUCUAUGGAAUACUUGAGUUAUAUUCUCUCCGGAAUUCUCUCGGACGAGUCUCUUUUCGUUUUAAAUGAUUCUCAAGAGGUAAUCAAUAAUAAUUCUUAG